CAACUUGUAUUUUUCGCAAACCACUGAAUUUAAUUCAUCUUACUUUGUUGGGGGGUGGGUGGGUCGGGAGCACCUGCCUCGAGGAUACAGCGGUCCAGCCGUCUCCUCUUUGCCGGAUCGGGAGUGAGACUCCCCGGCGGCGCAGGAGAGCGCCAUGGGAAACGGGAGAACCACUGCCACUUUUUGCAUGUCCACCUGAGGGCUUUUGUGGAUUAUCAACACGUUUUGUGUGUGUGUUUAAAAAAGAAGAAAAAGACGUAUCUUUGAUUUACUCGCUUUAAGAGGAGACUUUGUUCGGUCGCACGGACUCGUACGCCUGUGCCAAGGACUCUUCUUACUUUAUUUCCUACACCACGGUGUGGAUUUCGGCGAAGAGCCGCCAGGAUGGUCUCAUCCGACUGUUUCAGAUUGUUCGUUGUCAUCUUUGGUUGUUCAUCACUCACAAAUGGAUAUUUGGAGACAGAGCACUCGCCUAAGAUUCUGCCCUCUGACAAUCCUCUCAUUCGACCCAAGGACGAUUCGUUGAACCUAAUAUGCAGAGGUCAUGGGCUGCUGCACUGGACACUUGGUGAUCCCAGUCGAUCGAACUCAUCAGAGGGCGUGAAGGUGGAGCAGUGUGAUUCCCGACAUCACUCUCACUCACACUGCAGCAAACUGACAGUAUUAAGCUUAAUUGUCAAUGACACAGGAAGCUACAGCUGUAAAUACUCCAAGAAUGCUUUGGAACACAUCAGCUCCAUCUACAUCUACGUCACAGAUCCCGAGCAACCAUUUGUGGAGCCCCAUCAUCAGACAUAUAAAAUCUUGGGCAUCUACAGACAUGAGACCAGCCUGGUGGUUCCCUGCCGGACGUCCUCUCCUGAUGCUGUUGUUACACUCACAGGGCACCAACCUUUACCAGAGAAGGUCAUUAAGGAAAUGGUCUGGGAUCCGAAGGUUGGAUUCAAGAUUCCUUACGAUCCCAACACUGAGUAUAGCAUGCUCACCUGUAAAACCAUUGUCAACGGUCAUGAGUUCAAGUCAAUGUACAUCCCUAUAAGAACGACUCUUGUUCUUAAUAACGUGAAGAUCAGCCCAGAGCGUGUCAGAGUGUUGGUUGGAGACACCCUCGUGCUCAACUGUACGGGUGAGACAACCUACGGUGGAAGAAUCAACUUCACAUGGGAUUUUCCAAAGAAGAGUGAAAAUCAACACUAUACGAAGAAGACACCAGUCCGCCCUGCUCAGGUUCUUGUGAUGAGCAAGGCUUUAAUUUUGCCGAACAUUACCAUGGAGGAUAAGGGGGUGUACCGCUGCAACGCUGAGAUUGAACCCACGAAACACAAGAACAUCUCAGCAAGAGUCCUUGUCUUUGAGCAUCCAUUUCUCAAUGUCUCCUAUAAGCAUGAUCGGCCUAGUAAGGUGACUGUUAAAGAAGGUAAAAAGAAGCUUGUGUUUGACCCCAAGGUCAACGCUCUGCCAUCACCCGACAUGGUAGCAUGGUAUAAGGAUGGGGUCCCUAUCAACAAUAAUUCCACCUGUUACAAGAUGUCUGGUUACAACUUGAUCAUCAUUGAUGUGCAGCAGAAGCAUGCUGGGGUCUUCACCAUAAGCCUGGGCAACCAAGUGAGAGGCUUGUACAGGAAUCUGAGCUACACCCUGGUAGUCAACGUGAAACCAACUAUUUCUGAGGCAGAGCUUGCCACAGUGGACGUGCAGCCCUACAUGUUAGGCACACAGCAUCAGCUAACCUGCACUGCUUAUGGGAUACCCUUACCAAGCAUCACUUGGUUCUGGCAACCGUGUCACUCAGACCCUGCGUUUAUAGAUUGCAUUGAUUAUACCAAGACACUCCUGGUCAACAUUGAUGACAGGAGAAAUUACUCCCACAACUGGAUCAAGAGCAUAAAUGUUAAGCCUCAGCUGGUUAAAGGAAAAAACAAGACUGUGAGCACCUUGGCUAUAGGAGAGGCUACCGUGUCAGGAAAGUACUCAUGUAUGGCCCAGAAUGAAGACGGCAACAGCAUGAUGACUAUACCUUUCUACGUUGAUGAUCACCCAGAGGAAAUCACCAUUGAACCUCGGGCAGCCAUCGAGGGGGAUGACGUCAAUCUGACCUGUUGGGCAGCCCGCUACCUUUACAAAGACCUACACUGGUUGGAUUCCAGGAAUCAAACGAUCACUUCCAACGUGUCCAGUCUCCAUAUCAGCACCUACUCCAUUUCUCUUUCUCUCCAUCUGCAUAACGUGUCCCAAAUCAGCACAUCAGGUUACAAGUGCCAAGCAUACAAGCUCCACAAGAAGGUUGAACUCAAGACCGCUGCACUUGUUGUGGAUGUGAGAAAAAGACCCUGGCUGAGGCAAAAUCUGACAAAUCAAGAUGUGAACAGUAGCAGCACCCUGAUGCUGGCCUGCUUUGCUCUGGGAGUUCCUCGUCCGUACAUCAUGUGGUAUAAAAAUGGUGUUCAGGUGGAGGAAGGACCAGGUAUCACUCUGGAAGAGGAGGGUGUUCUGACCAUCGAGAGGGUGAAGAAAGAUGAUGAGGGUCUCUACGAGUGUAUAGCCAGCAAUGUUGAGGGUAUUGCAAAAACCAGUGCUGUUGUUACUGUGUUUGGGGACGAAGGGAAGGCGAACGUUGAGGUAAUCAUUUUGGUGUGUACGGGAGCUGCAGCCACGUUCCUCUGGCUCAUGCUUAUCCUCUUCAUCCGCAAGCUAAGGAAGCAACCGGCCCAAUAUAAGAUGGGACCGUCUAUCAUCAUUGACCCUGACGAGUGUCCACUCGAGGAGCAGAAUGAUCUUCUUCAGUACGACAGCAGUAAAUGGGAGUUUCCCCGGGACCGACUUCGACUAGGCAAAACUCUUGGCCAUGGAGCAUUUGGAAAAGUGGUGGAAGCUUCUGCCUUUGGGAUUGACAAGCUCUCAACCUGCAAGACGGUUGCUGUCAAAAUGUUGAAAGGAGGCGCUACGUCAAAUGAGCGGAAAGCUCUGAUGUCAGAGUUAAAGAUCCUGAUCCACAUUGGCCAUCACCUGAACGUGGUCAACCUGCUGGGAGCGUGCACGAAGCCUGGAGGCCCAUUGAUGAUGAUAGUGGAGUUCUGCAAGUACGGCAACUUGUCCAACUAUUUGAGAGGCAAGAGAGAUGACUUUCUCGUCUACAGGAGCCAGGACGGUAAGGUGGUGUCGUCGGGAUCGGGCUGCGAGCUGAGCGAGAUGAUGAAGCGCCGCCUGGAGAGCGUGGCCAGCACCGGAAGCUCAGCCAGCUCUGGCUUCAUCGAAGAUAAGAGCUACUGCGACUCAGAGGAAGAGGAAGAAGAAUCAGAGGAUUUAUAUAAGAGAGUCCUGACGUUGGAGGAUUUGAUCUGCUACAGUUUCCAAGUUGCAAAAGGCAUGGAGUUCUUGGCUUCACGCAAGUGCAUCCAUCGUGAUUUGGCUGCACGAAACAUCUUGCUAUCUGAGAAUAAUGUUGUGAAGAUUUGUGAUUUUGGACUUGCCAGAGACAUCUACAAAGACCCGGAUUAUGUUCGCAAAGGAGAUGCCAGACUGCCGCUCAAGUGGAUGGCACCUGAGGCCAUUUUUGACAAGAUCUACACGACUCAGAGUGACGUUUGGUCCUUUGGAGUUCUCAUAUGGGAGAUCUUCUCGCUGGGUGCCUCCCCGUACCCCGGCGUCCAAAUUGACGAAGAAUUCUUCUGCCGGCUGAAAGAAGGGACCAGGAUGAGAGCACCAGAAUACUCUUCUUCUGAAAUAUAUCAGACCAUGUUGGACUGCUGGCAUGGGGAGCCACAGGAGCGACCGACCUUCAUUGAGCUGGUGGAACAGCUGGGAGAUCUGCUUCAGGCCAGCGUGCAACAGGAGGGGAAGCACUACAUACCCAUCAACACUUUCCUGCUGGCGAAGGUGGGAGAGCUGUCCACCACUGUGCCGUCAGAGGAGACGCCCGGACGACCUGUAACCCCCCGUGACUCAGGGAGCACAUGGAACAUCAAGAUUCGUCCUGCUAGUGUGAAAACCUUCGACGAGGUUACCAUGGAGGACGGGACCAAUGAGAACCUGGAGGGCGGUCAGUCAGACAGCGGGAUGGGCCUGUCGUCUGACAACAUGGAGACUCUGAAGCGCCUCGAAUCCCUGGCUGGCCGACCGCUGAGCAUCAUGGCUCUGGCGAUGAAGGCGGUGAGUAAGAGUAAAGAGUCUGUAAAGAGUGACACAGAGAGGGAGAAGUUCCUCCCCCCCGUUUCCUCUCUGGACUUCAGUCUGGACGACUCGGCCCUGGACGCUGGUCUGGAGUGCCACAGCCCGCCGCCUGACUACAACGACGUGGUGCGCUACUCCACCCCCCCGGUGUAAGCCCCAGCUCCGGCCCCGGAGAACCUGACCGACAGCCUGGAGUCCUUUGCUUUGUCCCGCUCUGUUCCCACUCUCGUCUCUGGACUGUAACAAAGUCUGAGAGGAAAACACCAGAGAAUCCCUCUUCGAGUGUUGAGACGGGACGUUCUGAAUUGAACCAUGAAUCUACCCGACUGUAACUUCCAACUUCAAGGGCGUCUGCUGAGCAGCAAAAGGAAAUCUGUAGACGGUUGAUUCCGUUCCAGUUUUCAGAAGCAGGCGGACGUUAAAGCCGCCGGUCCGUUCCACAUUCACUGUGAUAUGUCAAACAGCUGGAAGCAGCCUCAGGUAUUUCUGUCAUCUACUGUGAAAACGAACCCCAAUGACUCCCACUUUACUCCUUUCAUGAGGAUGAACAACAUCCAGAACAAACUAAAAGAGAGAGAGAGCAUAGCUCAGGCUGUUCAAGUUUAUAUUGAAACCUUUUUAUGAAAAGUAAUUUGUGCCAAAAAAACUUAAAGAGAAAAGGUUUUUGUAAUGUAGCUACAUCCACUCAUAUUCAGAUUUUAAAAAAAAUAUAGCAUUGAUUAGGAAUUAUGAAAAAGUCUCUGAUUUGAGGUGCCAUAGAUCCUUUCAUUUCAUACAGAUAUCAGCGCAACUAACUCAGGUGGACCCAGAGGGACUGUUUGUUGUUUUACUCUCUGGGUUUUGGAGGUUAACGGAGGAACAGGGGGAGCUGAGAGAGCAGGAGGCUUCAGAGGUACCAGGAACGCUCUGAAGUCAAGAGUUACUGUAAAUGUGGGUUCCUCUUCCUCGUGGCAAAGGAACUCAAAUGCUCUGUUAUUUCUGUUUGGUCAAACUGAAAGUGAGAUGAAAAUCUAAUUGUGUAUGUGUAUUUAUUUAGAUUGUGAACACUGUCACUUAGUACUCCAGUUCUGUUUCUUCAGUUAGAUUCAUAGUUAAAGGUUAACCAAAGGAUUGUCCAGCUCAUCUUCCUCAUAUCAACAUAUAGUUUCCCAACUCUUCGCUCCAGAUGUAUACGUUUGUGCUGCUGAGGGAACGCGUCCUUCUCCUCGUGCUGCGUGUUGGUGAAGCUCGCAGGGCGAGCGACGACAACUCUCAUGGGGAGGACUGAACGUGUCAAAUCAAGCAUUUUGUUUCUAAUACGUAUGAAAGCUCUGAGGCCCAAACGCAGUGCACAGGCCCUGAAUGCAGCGCAGUGCACAGGCCCUGAAUGCAGCGCAGUGCACAGGCCCUGAACGCAGCACAGUGCCUUGGCCACUACAGAAAACAGUAUUUGUCGGUGAGUAAACUGUAAACUUUAAAGCAGACAUUUUGAACCCCUUGUGUAUUUCCAAAUCCAAUGUAUUGUGUUUAUGUGGAGAUGAUUAUGCACUGAUACUUUAUAUCAAGUAUAGUUUUUGUAUUCUAAAGGUAUAUUAUUGUGAAACAGUGUUAAGGAUCACAUGUUACAAAGAUUUCCAAUUUAUUUUUGCUUUUAAUUUAACUCUUAACUUUGGUGCCUAGUAGGAAAUUAACAUUUGCAAUAUGUUAUUUUAUGUUCACUAUUCGUCUGAUAUUUCAUAAUUGGUUCUAUCAUUUAAUUACUGCUAUCAAAUAACAUUCAAUGGAUUUUAUUGCAUUUUUUCAUUCAUAAAUAACCUUGAGUAAUAAAACCUAUCUAUCUGUUAGUUUUGUUGAAAGUAUUGUUAAAACUGUUAACUGAGCAUAUGAAGUAAAUAAACGAAUAAAGAUCUAUAUAUUUAUACUUUA
Messenger RNA from Pseudoliparis swirei, 6075 nucleotides. RefSeq names its product kinase insert domain receptor like (gene kdrl). Gene Ontology annotation, biological process: cell surface receptor protein tyrosine kinase signaling pathway; multicellular organism development; protein phosphorylation. Lineage: Eukaryota; Metazoa; Chordata; Actinopteri; Perciformes; Liparidae. The transcript has 30 exons. Gene Ontology annotation, molecular function: ATP binding; transmembrane receptor protein tyrosine kinase activity. Gene Ontology annotation, cellular component: signaling receptor complex. The record is from RefSeq and is a predicted model, not a curated record. The coding region runs from base 385 to 4323 and encodes 1312 amino acids.